Messenger RNA from Drosophila busckii, 2152 nucleotides. RefSeq names its product solute carrier organic anion transporter family member 74D-like. The transcript is spliced from 5 exons. Gene Ontology annotation, cellular component: membrane. The coding region runs from base 8 to 2047 and encodes 679 amino acids. The record is from RefSeq and is a predicted model, not a curated record. Gene Ontology annotation, molecular function: protein binding. Gene Ontology annotation, biological process: sodium-independent organic anion transport; transmembrane transport. Lineage: Eukaryota; Metazoa; Arthropoda; Insecta; Diptera; Drosophilidae.
GUUCAGCAUGAGUGCUGACAAAAAGAUUGCGCCGGAGCAGUCUCCGUUUCUGGAAGACAAGCAGCAAUUAAAUUUAGAAUAUCAGCAAAAGUGCACAAAGGAAAACAAAGAUGUGUCCUGUGGCUUUUGGAUAUUCAAAGGCGCUUUUAUGCAAACGCUGGCAACCGAAAAAAUGUUUGUAAUUAUUCAUGGACUAGGCGGUUUGGUUGUAUCCAUGGGACUUGCCUACUUUAAUGGCACGAUAUCGACAUUGGAGAAGCGCUAUAAAAUAUCCUCGGAACUAUCAGGCAUUAUAAUAGGUGGUAAUGAUAUAGGCUCGGUGCUAACAUCUGCCAUUGCGGGCUAUUGUCUAAGCAAGGCGCAUAGACCACGCUGGAUGGCUUUUGGCUACUUUACUUAUGCCAUAUUCUGUUUGUUAACCUGUUCGCUACACUUUAUUUAUGGCGCUGGCGCGGAUGCUUUGCAGUUAACACAAGAAUUUGGUGGCUUUAAGAACGAAAGUGACUUUUUAAAAAGUUCACAAGGCGAUCAAAAGCUUUGUUUGAGUCAUGCAGCCAAUUGCAAAAAGGAGGAAGGACUUUGGGUGCCGCCUUUGAUUUUAUAUGUAGCGCAGCUUAUAGCGGGCAUAGGCUUGUCUAUGUUUUGGGUAGUGGGUGUUGCUUAUAUGGAUGAUAAUACGUCCAAAUCAAAGUCGCCCAUACUGCUGAGUGUCUCGGGAUUUUUGCGCACUUUGGGUCCAGCUUUGGGUUACUGUUUAGCUUCUGUUUGCCUGCGCUACUUUAUUGAGCCUUAUUUGCAUCCCAUAAUAACACCCAAGGACUCACGCUGGCUGGGCGCCUGGUGGCUGGGUUGGCUUAUCCUCGCUGUGCUUGCGCUGCUCUUUGCCCUGCUCAUGUACAUGUUUCCCAAGGAGCUGCCCAGCACGCGUGAGCGCCGCUUAAAGGAGAUCGCAAGUGGCAAGCACGAGCACAUAGAGCAGAAGGAGCUCUCCUUUGGCGAUAUGUGCGCCUCCAUCAAGCGCUUGAUGAGCAACAAGAUUUACAUGUACAACACCAGCGCUUCGCUGUUUUACUUCUUUGGCUAUUUGGCCUACUGGAUCUAUACGGCCAAGUAUAUUGAAAUUCAAUAUAGACAGUCGGCAGCGGUAGCUUCUAUGGCCACAGGCAGCAUUGCCUUGGCUUUCUCCGCCUUGGGUGUUAUACUGUCCGGCAUUAUUGUGUCCAAGCUUAAGCCCAAAGCGCGCUCCUUAGCUGCAUGGAAUGGCAUGGUGGACUUUGUUACCUUGGCUGGCGUCGUUAUUUACAUUUUCAUUGGCUGCAGCGAUAGCGACAAGCUAACAUCACUUUCCAGCUCAACUAGCAGCUGCAGUGCCUCCUGCCAUUGUGAGUAUGUGCACUAUGCGCCCAUCUGCGCUCCUGGCAAUGUCACCUAUAUAUCCGCCUGCCAUGCCGGCUGCACUGGCAAAAGCAAGGAUCCAACUGGACUCAACAUGUACACCGGUUGUGACUGCAUGCCGCUGCCCAAUUUUACAAACAGCAGCAAUCAGCAAUAUGCAUAUGAUGGCGCCUGUCCUGUAGACUGUCAAAAUCAGUUUUAUAUGUUUCUUGCCGUCAUGUGCAUGCUAAAGCUAAUCGGCUCCAGCGGCAGAACCUCCAAUAUGCUCAUAUCACUGCGCUGCGUUUCGCCUGCGGAUAAAACCUUUUCACUUGGACUCAAUGCUGUGCUGAAUUGUCUUUUAGCCUUUUUGCCCAGUCCCAUUGUGUUUGGCAAGCUUAUGGACAAGUAUUGCAUUGUCUGGGGCAAGACCUGCAGCACCAAGGGCAACUGUUGGCUCUACGAUACGGCAGCCCUUAGAUACACAUUUAAUUUCGCUGUGGCUUGUUUUCUGUUUGUUGCCUGCUGCUUGAACAUGGGCGUUUGGUACAAUGCCAAGAAUCUUAAAAUAUUUGAUGAGAAGCCGCCGAAAAACAAUGAGAAUGAGGAUGAUUUGAAUUUAGCAGCAAUUGGUGAUAUAGUUAAAACGCCCUUACAAUUAGAAGAUCCUUAAGCUUAUAUAUGCAGUAUUUCGAGUUUAAGUAUAAGUUAUCUUAAUGGUGUUUAUCAGCUCAAAAUAAAAGCAGUCAUUGUGAAACGAUUGAAUUUUAUAAAGAUA